AUGGGCAAGGAACACGAGGACUCUCUUGCUUCCCUCUCCAGCGCGCCGCCUGGGCCAGAGGCCCCUGGCGUCUCUCACCAGGCAUUUGUCCUUCGCUUUCGCCAGAUCAGUAGUCUUUUACCCUUCAAAUGCGACCCGCAUGGUCACUCGUCGCCUCCAGCGGACGGUCUGA
Molecule: messenger RNA, 172 nt
Organism: Prorocentrum cordatum
Lineage: Eukaryota; Dinophyceae; Prorocentrales; Prorocentraceae
Source: the annotation of a GenBank genome assembly